Messenger RNA from Hemicordylus capensis (graceful crag lizard), 3271 nucleotides. RefSeq names its product UFM1 specific peptidase 1 (inactive) (gene UFSP1). Lineage: Eukaryota; Metazoa; Chordata; Lepidosauria; Squamata; Cordylidae. The record is from RefSeq and is a predicted model, not a curated record. The transcript has 2 exons. Bases 492 to 1157 code for a protein of 221 amino acids.
CGUACAAGAACUCAGGGGUGGGCCGGCGGAGGCUCCUCAGCUGCCGUUGGACUGCAACUCCCAUCAUCCCCAGCAGCCGCAACCUGUUGUUGCGGGCAUGGUGGGAGUUGUAGUCCAACAGCGGCGGGAGAGCUUCCGCUUGGCCAUCCCUACGAUGCCCCACACUGGAGCGCAAGAGGGGUCGAAGGAGUCCUGGAGGCGAGGGCCAAUAGCACCCCACUUCCGGCUGCCGCCAUGUUAAGUAAGGGCAAGAGCGACGGCGUCUCCCGGACCACACGUAAGAUGGCCGUCGCACUCCGCCGCUCUAGUUUUUCCGGUCUGUAUGGCGAGCGAUAGGUUUAACCAUAGAGUCUGUUCUUCUGGUUGGUGUCUAUGGUGCGGAAGAAGGACGACUGCGAGGAAGGAAGAGCGUCCCUUCUCUAUGAUAAAGCGGAGACUCUCUGGACUGGCGCCCUCCCCACCUUUCCACGUUCCAGCUCUGGCUCUCCAGGAUGUCUCUGCUCUCCGAUGUGCAUCUGGGCCUUCCCUUCCCAGCCCCUCCAGACCGACUGCAGCUCAUCUCUGGCUCCUACCACUUUUGCCAUUAUGGCUGCGAUGGCGUGGAUGACCGAGGGUGGGGCUGCGGCUACCGUACACUGCAGACGGUUUGCUCCUGGCUGGCGGAGGCUGGUGCUGGCGGGGUAGCUUGCCGGCGUGUCCCAUCCCUGAAGCGGAUCCAGGACUCCUUGGUGGAGAUGGGAGACAAGCCCCCUUCGUUCGCUGGCUCCCGGGAUUGGAUCGGCACUGUGGAAGCAGCCCUGUGCAUAGACCACUUCUAUCAUGUGCCAGGCAGGCUGGUGCAUGUUCCCUGUGGCCGAGACUUGGAAAGGGAGCUGGAGACCUUGUAUGCCCAUUUUGAGGGAGGAGGCGGCCCUGUCAUGAUGGGAGGAGACCGAGACAACUCCUCCAAAGGCUUGCUGGGCGUCUGCUCCAGCCCCAAAGGACACCACCUCCUGGUCCUCGAUCCACACUACUAUGGGCCAGCAGGGUCUCUUGGGAAGAGCGAGCUGCAGGCGAGGGGGUGGGUCUGCUGGAGGGCGCUGGGCUGCUUCUUCCAGGAGGGCUCCUUCUACAAUCUCUGCCUGCCCCAGUUCAGGCCAGGAGGACAGCCUGUGUGAAAUGGACGGUGGCUUCAGGAGAGGGACCAUUCCAGAGCUGAAAAGGUUUCUGCAAACAUGUGUCAGGUUCUGAGGCCAUAGCACACCUGUGGAUGAUGAUGAUGCCUCUUGAGGCGAAUCCGGAUCGCAGAACUGUUGUGAAAAUAAUACUCUCGUUUGUGAAAAUAAUUGUGAAAGGGGAAUGAAACCCAAAAGCUGCAGGUGAUGCAUUUUGUGGUUGCCGUCCACUUGUUCCUGCAGGGACUCUGCUGAAGGAAGCGUCCUUCACGAGCUUGUGCACAUCUGUCUUCACUUGGGGGCCCAUGUUUACAGCCUGCUCCAGCAGGCUCACCACUGCUUGUGGUGGCCUUGCCUCUUUGGCCUACCGCCUUGGUCCUAGUUGCUUCUGUCGGGGUGGGCAAAGAGGCCAGAAGGUCUUCAGCCCUGCUUUCCCCCUCCCCACUGAGCCCACCCAGUCCAGAGUGCUGCAUGUCUUGAGGAGAGAACAGGAAAGGGCCAGCGCCCAAACGUUCCCAUGGAGCUGUCUUGAGAAGGUGAAGAUGGCAUCUCUCUCAAACCUCAGAGCAGGAAGGGUCUUGUGUUGGGGGGAUUCAGGCAACGGGCACACGCAUCCGCCAGUGUCAACAAAUGGGUGCCUUUUUGGCAUCGGUCCUCUGCUGCUUUUGUCAAGUGGUGGAGCCGGUCUGGGGCCAACCCAGGGUUUGGAUUCCUAAUCCUUGGGCCUCCUUGAUGUCUCACCCGUGACUUCCCUCUGGCUUCUUCUUGACGGUUAUUUGGCACUGACCACGUGCUGGGGGCCGUACCAUGGACUUGGCAGCAGAGGCUGUGUUAGCGGGGCCUGGCUGAGGGCGAAGGGGUGGUGUUGGUAGGAGACCUUGGAGCGCAAGGAAAGGUGGGACUUAUUUAGGGAGGAGGCGAAGAGCUAUUAGCCCUGGUGGCUAAAUGGAGCCUCCAGGUUCAGACGCAGUGUACCUCUGAAUACCAUUUGCUGGGAAGGCAGCAGCAGGGGGAGGGCUGGGCUGUGGUCUUCCUGCCCUCUGGGGAGUGGUGGGGUGCUGGGCUUCGUGGACCCGCCUUGGUCUGCUUUGGGAGGGCUUCUGUGGUGUCCUUGAGGCUCAUGUGCGGUGGUUUUGAUGAAGAAGGGGGUCCUCAUGGUGGAGCAGGAGGGAAAGGGGGCUUGCAUCAGAGAGGGGGGCAUAGUUCUUCCAGGUGUGGAGUCCCUAAACACCCCAGGGAAGCAACGGUGCCCUCACAGCCCUCCAGUGGCUCCUUUGUAAUGGCUAAAGUACGUCAUGUCCAGUUUGCCGUUUUCCAUGGGAUCUCUCCCCAUGUCACACAAUCGGGUGUCUCUUGCAUCCAGUGUGGAUGGUUGUGUUGUUGUGUGACUUGGUUUCUUGUAUGUCAAGUGGGCAGUUUUUGUUUUUAAUUUUUACUGGCAAGUGCCCGUUUUUGGAUUCCACCGAUCUACUUCUGGCAAUAAGCACAGGGACCAGGAAAGCGAGCAAGCCUGGCCACAAGUGACCAAGCAAGCAUGGAGUUCUCCUCCCACCCCACCGCUCACAUUCUUUCCCCUGCCUAUGGUACAGGCCCAUAGCCAGCUGGCGGCAUGAGUGUACCUGCCACACCAAAACAUUCUCUUUCCUCCCCAGCCUUAUGGACUGUUUUCACUGGACAUUUUAGAACCUGCCUCCCCUGACUUCUGCACCUCCCUACCUUGCUAGGCUUUUCUUUGCUUUCUUUCGAGUCUGGUUACAGGCCUGCUAAGGUAGCUGAUGAAGAGGUCUCUAACCCCUGCUCAAGUGUGAGGUCCUGGUAGUUGCUGCCACCACUCUCUGCUUCCGGAGAGUACUCGGAACUGGGUCGGAGCCAAUCUUGGGAGAAUCCCCUCUGUCUCUGCAGACCGGGAGUCUGGCUUGGUUCCUCGCAUUCUCUUACGUUUCCCUUUUACAAGUCGUUCAAACGAGUGGCCAGCCCCCGAUCACCUGAUUUGUUUAAAACCCUUUCCCCCUUGGCUACAGUAUUGUUGACAUACACAUCACAACUCGGUGGUUCUCCGACCUCAUAUCUGUAAAUCUCUCUGUGUGUGUAUCCUAUAUAAUAAAAUGCUUGGUGUC